CACCGCCAUCAACCUCCUGCAGCACCACGCACCUACAACACAUUGACGCACCGGGCAUCGCUGGUUGCGGAUUGGUCAGCCUGUCGCCUGCCUUUGGUUCACUUAUUCUUUUCAAACACUACUACUCCUCCUACUGCUACUUGCUCUCUCCUUUAUAGUUGCUUUAUCCCCCUCUCCUCUGCAAAUCCCUCCAUCUUCAUCGACUCACUCACACAAAGCUUCCUCUCCCUCACCUCAACAUGCCGCCGAAGAAGGUAUCGCACAUCAAGGGCAACAGCUCCGAGCACCGCUCUACUUCUCCUCCCGCUACCAACAGAAAGGUCAACCGCUCCUGUAUGGAGUGCACACGGCGCAAGAUCAAGUGCGAUGGCCGCCAACCCUGCGGGAGCUGCGUCUAUUAUCGAGCCGCAGACUCAUGCGAGUUCCGCCAGCGUUCUAGAAGAAACGCCGUCAGUCGAAGCUCAUAUGAAAAGCUAUCAGAAGAGUUGAGGGAACAAUCGCGCGUUCUCGAAACCCUUUUCCCCGGCCUGUCGGUGGCCCAUCUCAAAGGCAAAACACAGGCUGAGCUUCUCAGUCUCGUCACUGGCUCAAGAGAAGCCAGGCCCCCGAUAUCACUCUCUCAGUCUCACUUCUCACAUAUCACCGCGGAAAGCUCUGGUGAUGACGAGUCGCUGCAACAAAACGACGACUCCGCAGCCAUGUCGGAGAAUGGCGAUGCAUCUGCCGAGCGCCGCUGGGAUGAAUCGCUUGACAAGCCCAAUACUGUUGCCGUUGACGACAUCAACGGUAUCGGUCUUGUUACCGACAAAAAGUCAAGGUCAUACCUGGGCAUCUCAUCCAUGAGCGCGGCCUUUCGCGCCAUCUUUAAGCUAUUCCCGCCAACAAAGGAACACACUGCUGAGCGAGCAAGAGCAUGCGCUGCGCUGCCGCCAGCCUCACAGCUUGCAGCACCUGCUGUUGCACGCGAUCCAGCCAUGAACAUGCUCCGCGAGCAACGAUGUAUAGACUUUUACUUUGACCACUUCCACGCGGCUACACCCUUUCUCGACGAAGAGGACUUUCGCCGCCAGUAUGCGUCAGGGGAUCGCAGCGACAAGUCGUGGCUUGGUCUUCUUAACAUGGUGCUCUGUCUAGGCAGCAUUGCCUCUGGAAGCGACAACCUGCACGAGGAAUACUACCUUGAAGCGCGUUCACUGCUCAGUCUUGAUAGCCUGGGUUCAGGUAACCUAUACACCUUACAGGCUCUGGCAUUACUAGGUGGACAGUAUCUGCACUACCGCAAUUCCCCCAACAUGGCCUACGGUAUUAUGGGUGCUGCACAGCGCGUGGCCAUUGCUCUGGGACUGCAUCGUGAGCCCAAGAGGCAGCAUCUCCAGGACCCCGCCGAGCAAAGGCGGGUAGAGAUUGGCCGGCGUACCUGGUGGAGCUUGUUCUGCAUGGAUGUAUGGGCAUGCAUGACCCAAGGUCGACCUACCUGCGGCCGUUGGGACGGCUUAUCCAUGGACACUGCCCUGCCCUCGCCGUUGAACGCAGACGACCAAAUCUAUGCAUCCCUGCGGGCCAGUGCCCAGUUUUGUUUAAUCUGCGAUCGCAUUGAGCACCGUCUCGCCAAGCUGGGCAAGCUUAGCAUGCACGAUACCAUCAAUUUUGACCAAGAGCUGAAAGGAUGGUACGAGUCUCUACCGCCAGCACUUCGAGGUGUCGACAACUCUGUUCAUCCCCGUAUCCAGGUGGCCCGCGACUUGAUUCGCACUCGCUACUUUAACGCUCGAGUUGUGCUGGCACGCUGCUUGAUCCUACUCCUUGCGCAGGACUGGAAGCGCAAGAUUAUCGAAAUCGUUCCAGAGCAGCGACAAAUGGUGGAGCAGUGUUGCAUUGUGGCAGCAGAAGCUAUUGAUGCUAUUGUCCUUUACUGGACACCCACACGCUUCCAAAUCUGGAGCUCAGCAUGGUAUCUCUUCCAAGCUUGCACGGUUCCUUUAUUGGCCAUGGCCAUGGAGCGCAACACACAUACGACAUCAUCUAGCAAUGAGUUUGCAACAUGGCGCGACAGCCUCGCCAAAGCGCUAGCUGCGUUUGCAGAGAUGCGGCCGUGGAUGCGCACUUCGGAUCGCUCACCUGAGAUUGUGUCUGCCAUGUUUGAAGCACUGACUGCCGAUGCCGACGGCGUUACGCGCACACCAUCCAACACGGACGGAAGCCUGGACCUGUUUGGCUGGUGCGACGAGCAGCUUACCGAGAUGGACUGGAGCAUGUUUCUAGGCGAGGAAACGAUCCCACAAGCCAUCACGCAAGGACUCGCUUCAGGUAUGGUUCAGACUAUGCCACAAGUUUUGCCGCUUUAACCAGCAGCACAACAAUAAAAGGGGCUUGGGGAGUCGUGGCAUAGAAGCUUACUGAAUGAAAUGACUGAAUGACCCAUGGACGGACCAAUUGUAUGUAUCUAGCAGCCUUACGCUUUGUAUCAUAGUAAAUGUAACCAUCUACGAUUCAUAUUAUUCAUGACAAAUUCCUCCCCAACGUGAAGAUGGACCUGCACCCCCAUU
Molecule: messenger RNA, 2546 nt
Organism: [Torrubiella] hemipterigena
Lineage: Eukaryota; Fungi; Ascomycota; Sordariomycetes; Hypocreales; Clavicipitaceae
Source: the annotation of a GenBank genome assembly